AUGACUAAGGGUCUUCCAUCGGAGGUGAUAGUGAUAGGUGCUGGUGUGUUUGGUAUCUCCACAGCCAUAGCUAUCGGAAAAAGAUAUCCGGAGACAAAGGUUCACGUUAUCGACAGAUAUGAGCCUCCGGUAGAGGAUGGUACUAGUGUUGAUACCACACGUUGUCUAAGAGUGGAUUACACGAAUGAUAUCUACUAUAACCUUGCCAAAGAGUCUAUGGCGAUAAUCGAGGCUGACCCGGCGAUUGCACCUUUCUUCCACAAGGUGGGAAUGUCAUUUGUGUAUGAUGGGAACUCCGAUAAAUGGGAGGAUAUCUGGAUUAAAGGCCUCGCUUCAUCCAGACAUGUCAAUGCUGAAAAUCCAAGCAAAACCGUUCUUUACAACAAUAAUGUGGAGGUUUUCCAAAGAAUCCAUGGCAAGGACCAUUCUCCAAAAACCGCAGAAGAGCUAGGAAGAGAAACUAAGUGGAACAAAGGAUAUACUAAUCUAAGCAACGGUUACAUUGAUGCUAAGAAAAGUAUGAAGGCAUACUACGAACGGGCUAAAACGUUUUCCAAUAUAGAUUUCACUUUCAAAGAGGUCGACAAGAUAGUAUAUGAAGAAGGAACUAAUAAGGCCACCGGCGUUGCGUUCAAAGACCAAUCCUUGAUCACUUCAGACUUGGUGGUGGUUGCUGCUGGUGCAUGGACAUCGAAGCUCGUGGAUCUAUAUGAUCUUGCCAAAACUAGUGCAAUUGAAGUUGCCUGGCUGAAGGUUACCAAAGAGGAGGAAGAGCAAUGGAAGAACAUGUCCAUUACCACCAACUUUUCGACUGGUAUCAACUUGUUUCCUCCAUACGAAGGUGAGAUUAAGACAUUGAGAAGAUCUGCAGGUUAUAAGAAUAGUGUUGAAAUUCCAAGUCCCAACCCUUUGGCCAAAGACGGAUCCUCUAUCAAGAUCUCCUAUCCAAGAACCAUUCUGAGUAACCCAAACGAUUGGAUACCUGAGGAUGCCGAACUGGCUCUUCGCGAAAAUCUGAAAGAGAUCAUGCCUAGUCUUGCGGAUCGGCCAUUUGACAGAACCAAGGUGUGCUGGUUGACCCAAACUCCAUCUGCCAACUUUAUUAUUGAUUUCCACCCAGAAUUGCAGAAUGUCGUUUUGGCAACAGGUGGAUCUGCCCAUGCAUGGAAAUUUGUCCCUGUUCUAGGGGAUAAGGUUGUUGAUAUGAUAAUUGGACAACUAGAUCCCGUCUUAAAGGAUUUGUGGUCAUGGGAAGAGAAAACCAGGACUACACUUGAUAAUGGAAGUGCUCCUAGAAUGACCGGCGAACCUCAAGAGAUCUCGCAGGUUAUAAGGCAGAGGCCCGCGGACAUGAUUUAG
This is a messenger RNA of Kuraishia capsulata CBS 1993, 1359 nucleotides long. RefSeq lists its product as uncharacterized. NCBI's taxonomy places the organism in Eukaryota, Fungi, Ascomycota, Pichiomycetes, Pichiales, Pichiaceae. The coding region runs from base 1 to 1359 and encodes 452 amino acids. The transcript has a single exon. The record is from RefSeq and is a predicted model, not a curated record. Gene Ontology annotation, molecular function: flavin adenine dinucleotide binding; L-pipecolate oxidase activity; sarcosine oxidase activity.